This is a messenger RNA of Trichomonas vaginalis G3, 372 nucleotides long. RefSeq lists its product as uncharacterized. Lineage: Eukaryota; Parabasalia; Trichomonadida; Trichomonadidae. Bases 1 to 372 code for a protein of 123 amino acids. The transcript has a single exon. The record is from RefSeq and is a predicted model, not a curated record.
AUGAGAGACAACGAACGUCUCCAGUCAUCACAGGAAGAACUCCUUGAAUGGAGUAGAUGGGGAAGGUCUUUGUUCAGACAGAUAUCAGACAUGUCUCCACAAGGACAGAAAGACAAAGACAUAAGGUUGACAAUCGAGGAACAGUUCAUUGGUGAUCUCGGUUUCGGUUCAUUGAGAAGCAAACUCUCAAUUUUGAGGAGUGAGAAACAAUUCUUGCUCUCUCACUCGAUUCCUGGAUCAUCAAAAACAAAUACAAAUUCGAUAAGACCUGUUGCAAUGGUAAUCGUGUUUUCAAACAUUUUACAAGGAAUCUCUGGAACUCAAAAGCCUACGAUAUUAAUCAAGGAGAAGAAACCUGCUCCAAAAUUGUAA